Molecule: messenger RNA, 1788 nt
Organism: Astrephomene gubernaculifera
Lineage: Eukaryota; Viridiplantae; Chlorophyta; Chlorophyceae; Chlamydomonadales; Astrephomenaceae
Source: the annotation of a GenBank genome assembly
AGGUUUUCAUUGAGACACUUAUCAAGGGUUGUCAAUUGGCAACCGUUGCCUCUUAAGAAAAUGCCGCUUACCAAAGAUGCCCUGAUAGCCAAAUUGAAGGAUGCCGGCAUAGCGUUUGAUGUGUUCGAGCACCCACCAGUUAUGACUGUAGAGGCUCAGGUUGACGCACUACCUGGCAACCCCAAGACGGUGCUAAAGAACCUAUUUAUAAAGGACAAGAAGCACAGAUGCUACAUUAUCACGGCGCUGCCGGAGACCAAGAUAGACCUUCAAGUGCUGUCCGCCCGCCUGGGUGUGGGGAAAGGCGGUGUGCGGAUGGCGCCGGAGGAGCUGCUGCAGGCCGUACUGCAGGUCCCCCUCGGCAGCGUGACCCCCCUGGCGGUGGCCAACCCCGAGGCCGCCCCCGUGGUGCUGCUCCUGGACUCCCGGGUACGGCAGCAGCAGCAAGUGUUCGUACACCCGCUGGUGAACACCGCCUCGCUGGCCAUGACGCCGGAGGCGCUGGAGCAGGCGCUGCGCCUGCUGGGACGUGAGCCCCUCUACGUGGAUCUGGAGGCGGACCCCAAGAUAGACCGCGACAACCCGCCCGACCUCAAGGCCAUCUCGGACGCAGCCAAGCCCCCGCCGCAAGCGCUACCGGAGGCGCCCGCGGCUCCAGCGGCUCCGGCGGCAGCAGCAGGCGCGCCCGCGCCCGCAGCAGCGGCGGCAGCAGCGCCUGCGCCUGCGGCGGCCAAGCCUGCGGCUGCUCCUGCUAAAGACACCAAGAAGGCUGCCAAGGCCUCGGGCGGCGGCAAGGCGGCCGCUGGCAAGGGCGCCGCUGCUGCCGCCGUCACCACCGCCUCCCUCACCGAGGUCGGCCCACGUGUGGACGAGCUGCUCCGUACGGCAGUUGCCGUACUGCUGGGCUCCGGAACCACCCCGGAGGAUGCGGUGAGCAGCGGGCGGGUCGAUGCGUACGGCAUGGCUCGGCUGCGUGCGGAUGUGGAGAUGCAGAUGAGCAGCCUGAAGAACGCGGCGUACGCGGCGGGGUAUGUGGCGGGCAAGGGAGAGGUGGUGGCGCAUGCGGAGCGGAGAUACGUGUAAGGAGAGGGAUUGGAGGGCUGCGGAAUUGGAGGCGGUGGUCUGUUGGAGGAGCAGUCAGCAGCUGGGGAUCUGGAGGAGGGAGGCUUAUGCUUUGGAAGAGGGUGACAGAGUCGGUGGUCGGGGGAGUCAUUAGCCAUUAGGUGGUGGAAACCCUAGGGGUUUUGGUGACUUAGGGUGUGAAAGCGUGCGUUGUGGGGUCUAAUGGAGGCAUGAGAGUAUGCGAAGGGUGCUUGAGGUGGGGCUUUUGUCGAACCACAUGCUGGGUCGCGUCGCCGAAGCCGCCUUGGCUUAUAGCAAUGAGCUGCAAUGCUGGCCUUGUUUCGUGUAGGGUAGCAUUGUCCUUAGGGCUGCGCUUCGCAGGCUUGUGGCAACUGCACAUGCUGGCCAUCAAGCGAGUGUUACGAGGUGCGUUGGCUGACAGAAAGACGUCCGGGAUUGAAGCGCGUGGAGGGCUUCGGCUGCUAGGACCGCCGCUACGGCUGCAGCUGCUGGUUGCUUCAGACAGCUGCCUUGUUGGAUGUCAGCAGUCUUGAGGAGGCACCGGCAGCGGCGAGACCGGCCGGCUGGCACUGCAGGAGAAACCGCAGCAGCAGCAGCGGCAGCAUCGCGGCGUCGUGCUGGAUGAGAGCGUCACAUCCGAAUUCUCCAGCAGUUUAAGCACAGAACAACUGCAUAUGCCAAUUCGGUCGCACUUCUAAACACGGC